This is a messenger RNA of Nomia melanderi (Alkali bee), 2370 nucleotides long. RefSeq names its product Succinyl-coenzyme A synthetase beta subunit, GDP-forming. NCBI's taxonomy places the organism in Eukaryota, Metazoa, Arthropoda, Insecta, Hymenoptera, Halictidae. Gene Ontology annotation, cellular component: mitochondrion; succinate-CoA ligase complex. Gene Ontology annotation, molecular function: ATP binding; succinate-CoA ligase (GDP-forming) activity. Gene Ontology annotation, biological process: succinyl-CoA metabolic process; tricarboxylic acid cycle. The record is from RefSeq and is a predicted model, not a curated record.
AAAGGAUUUAGAGGUUAUAAAAGAUACACAAAUACUUAUGUUUGAGAUAGCGCCACUUUCUAGUUAAUUUUAAGAACCGGCGAUUAUUCUAAAGAUAUAAGUAAUAAAUAUUACGUAUAAAACCGUCAUAAAUAUAUUUUUUAUGAUAAUGUGUGUCAAUGCUAGUGAUUUUGGUUUAUAAAUAAUUUCGUAUAUUUAUCACAAGAACAAUUUUUAUUCGUACUUUUUGAAGUGUUAAGAGUAAGGUUAAACAUGUUGCGAAUUGUUUGUCGGAAAUCUUUUAAUUUAACUCAAGUUAUGAAAAAGACUAUAAUAAUAGAUACUAAACAAAAGAGACAAUUAAAUUUACUUGAAUAUCAAAGUAAAGAACUACUUAGAGAUUGUGGCGUUUCUGUACAAAACUUUGCUCUUAUCGAUGAUUUAAAUAAAGCAAAUUCGGCAUUAGAAACAUUACAUGCUGAUGAAUUUGUUAUAAAAGCUCAAGUAUUAGCUGGUGGUCGUGGUAAAGGAUGGUUUAAUAAUGGUUUUAAAGGAGGUGUACAUCUUAUAAAGGACCGUAAAGCAGUUAUAGAUGUUGUAAAAAAUAUGUUAGGUCACCGUCUUAUUACAAAACAAACUUCGAAAGAUGGUAUAUUGGUACAGAAAAUUAUGAUUGCUGAAUCUGUAAAUAUUGCACGAGAAACAUAUGUCUGCAUUCUUAUGGAUAGACAACACAAUGGUCCUGUUUUAAUUGCUUCACCAGCUGGUGGCAUGGAUAUUGAAACAGUUGCUGAAAAGAAUCCAGAAUUAAUAAAAACAGUGCCACUCGAUAUAUAUUAUGGGAUUGAUGAUGAUAUCGCUAAAGAUGUUAGCAUCUUUCUGGGCUUUGUGGAUCCAGAUGUUCAACAGAAAGCAAUAUUUGAAUUAAAAAAUUUAUGGAAACUAUUUGUAGAUAUUGAUGCUUUACAAGUAGAAAUAAAUCCAUUGGUCGAGACUACAGACAAGCAAAUUGUAGCAGUUGAUGCAAAAAUUGCAUUUGAUGAUAACGCACAAUUUCGUCAACAAGACUUAUUUGCUUUGGAAGAUAAUGAUGAAAAAGAUCCACGAGAAGCAGACGCAUCACGGUUUAAUCUGAAUUAUAUUAGUAUGGAUGGCAAUAUAGGAUGUUUAGUUAAUGGUGCUGGAUUAGCAAUGGCAACUAUGGAUAUAAUUAAACUGAAUGGUGGUUCUCCAGCAAAUUUUUUGGAUGUUGGUGGCAGUGUCAAAGAAGAUCAAGUUUACCAAGCAUUUAGAAUACUUAGUGAAGAUCCAAAAGUGAAAGUAAUUCUUGUAAAUGUAUUUGGAGGUAUUGUAAAUUGUGCUACAAUAGCAAAAGGAAUUAUUGCAGCAUUUCGUAAUUUACAACUUAACAUUCCCCUUGUUGUCCGAUUAGAAGGUACAAAUGUAAAAGAGGCAAAGAAACUUCUUACAGAAAGUAAUUUACCAAUUAUAACAGCCAAUGACUUAGAUGAAGCAGCAAAAAAAGCAGUCAGUUCUGUAUAAUCCUAAAUUGAUUACUUUCACGUUGUUUUCUUGUUAUUAAGACUGGAAAUAUACAAAUAUGGUGGAAAAACAAUAAGUCAAGAGGAAAUGCAUUAAGGAUAUUAGAUUAUUUUUAUAUUAAUUUCUCAACAUAAUUUAAUUUAUUUAGAUUUAAUAUUGUUAAAAUUUUGUCUUUUUUUGAUCUGAAGAUCUUAAGUAAAUCAAUACUUUCAAUUUGUUAUUAUUGUCUUUAUUAAAAUCAAUUAAACAAUAAUAGUUGUUAUUUGCAAUUUUGUUCUUUUUAUUUCAAUUAUUUAGUACAAUUUCAAUAGAUAAAUAUUUUAUACAGUUCUUGUUAACUUAAAAUUGCAUUGUUGUUCCAAGCUUAGCUGUUAGAACGUACAUCCACAUAAAAUGAAAAAGUAUGGAAAUUAUAAAUUGCAUAUGUCCUCUUUAUCUUUCUCUUUAUCUAUUUUUCUUUACACCUUCUUCUAUGUUUGUGUACUGUAGCUGUUCUUUUUCUAUUGUCGAAAACUGCCGUGCUUCUCUAAACCAUUGGCAUUCACUUCAUAAGAACGUACUAGUAUUGAUUAUAACUAAAAGAAAGUAUGUUAUAUGAAAUGAACAUGUCAUAAAAUACAAUGGUCGAAAUUGAAUCAUCCGAUGACCAAAAAUUCCUUAAGCGAAAUUACUAAUUUCUUUUUUCUAUUACAAAGAAUAUAGUUUUAUACUAUCAGUUACGUAUAUUUCGUAGGUCUAUACAUAUCUUAUGUAUCUUGAAUACACUUAAUUGUAUAUUAAUUAAAAUACUUUUAUAUAUAUUUAUAUAACAUUAUCGGAAUAAAAAGGUUGCAAUAUUUUACAAUGUUU